Messenger RNA from Planococcus citri (citrus mealybug), 3037 nucleotides. RefSeq lists its product as uncharacterized. The transcript has 3 exons. NCBI's taxonomy places the organism in Eukaryota, Metazoa, Arthropoda, Insecta, Hemiptera, Pseudococcidae. The record is from RefSeq and is a predicted model, not a curated record. The coding region runs from base 215 to 2929 and encodes 904 amino acids. Gene Ontology annotation, molecular function: protein binding.
CUAGUGAUAGUGAUGAAAGCCGAAACCGACGUUAUCACAUCACAUCUCAUACAAAAAUACAAAAUUUUUCACUGGGUACAAAUUAAAUCUGAAGUAGAUUAGUGUUUCAUUUUCUAUCAUUGGAUGUCGAUAAUAAUUCUCAAAUGUUGUACCAAAAGCAAGAGUUACUCGUAAACCACACAUCCUCCAUUUAGACAAGACUCCUGAAAAAGCCAUGGAUAGCGAUUCCGAAAACAAUUCAGAAUCAACAGCAGAUCACCAAGGAAAGGAGAACUUGGUUCGAAGUCAGUAUUACGAUGUAAUGGUGAAAGUGGACGCAGAUGUGUAUUGUUUAGAUAAACUACAACUGGCCUGGAAAUCAGACUACUUUGAGAAAUUAUUGAUCGAGUAUACUGACCGAAAAGAAUGUAGUUUGAUCGAGCUACCGGUAAUGGAUACAGAUACAUUCUCUGCCAUCGUAGAUAUAAUCUAUGGAAAGACACUGACGUCUGUUUUAAACCACGAAAAUCACAUCACUUUGUUAAUGGCUAUGGAUUACUUUCAAAUGGACAUGGAUCUGAAAACGUACGCUAAUUUCAUUGAAAAUAAUUCGGUCCCAGAUGUAAAGAUAUUCAAACUGAACAACUUCGUUCAAGAGAAUCCAAAUCUGCAGUGCUUGUUACCGUCAGUUUUAGAAUAUUUAUCUGUUCAUAUGACAAAACUUCAAACUGAUAAUGAUUUUUUAUCUUUACCAUUUGAGCACCUUGUUCAGAUAGUUUUGAGUAGAAAAGACCGCAAGUUUGCGAACAGAAUGCGCGAAAUUAGUCAAACUUGCUCAGAAUGGAUUUACUAUGAUUUGCGAAACAGACUUCCUCAUGUAGCAAAGCUCGUGAAUGCUGCUAAACGAAGAUUUGGCUAUGUAAACGAAAUUAUGGAUGAAGAGUUCAACACGAUGUUGUCUAAUAUUGCUGGAAAAAUGAAUCUGGAAAUGAUGACGAAACUUUUCUACAAAUUUUUGGUGUACGAUGGAGAAGUAAAUCCCGCUCCCGAGAAUUUACUGAAAGUGAAUGAUGAAAAAAAUCAAGAUUCGAUCGCGUCUUAUAACAAAGAAAACGAACGAAAAAAGCUUACAAGACUUUUAGAAAACGGUCAUUUCCACGAUAUCGUCGUAAAUGUAGGAGAAAAAACUUACAAACUUCAUAGAUUUAUGUUGAAUCCAGCAUCGGGCUAUUUCGCUGAAAUUUCUUCCACCAAGCAGUCCAACGCAGACGCUCAAUGUGCAGAAGCGUCAGCCCAACAGCAGCAACCGAAUCAAAAUGAGUAUACGCUUCGUGAUGUUGAUCAAACGACGUUCGACAUGAUCAUUAAGUAUAUCUAUUUCGAUGAUGAAUUGCCUUUGACAUCUGAAACUAUAACUCGUGUAUUGAGAGCUGCCAAUAUUUUAAAAAUGAAAAAUUUAUUCGAUCGAUGUUUACGUUGGAUGCAAAAUAAUAUUGAACAAAUUUGCACGGAAGUUUUAAUCAUCGAUGAAUGCUUUUCUACGUCGUGGAUACGGGAGAAUAUUAAAGAAAUUUCCUCGAAAGUUUUGAUCGAAUCUGAAAUAAGCGACACGUCACCAAUCUGUUCAUUUUCUUUCGACUUGCUGGAGGAUUUACUUUUUUCAUCGUCGGAUUGCUGUGGUAAUCCACAUAAAAUUGUAGACAUAUGUUCGAAAUGGGUUAUGCACGAUGUGAUAAAUCGAUAUCAUCUGGUACCACAAAUCGCCCUGGCAAUUAAUCACAAUCGCAAUUAUUAUGAAAUGGAAGCAUCUACAGAUUUAAACAACUGCACGGAGGAAUUGAUUCGUGAUGAAUUAUGGAAAAUCUUACAUUCGACUGUGUUGGUUCCUUCGGCUAAGAAAAUAUCGGAAAACUAUGAGAAGAAAUUUCAUGAGACGCCGGUGUUCGUCGCAUUGACCAGGGAAACGUCAACAAUUCAUGUUUUGAACGCUAAUUUAGAACAAAUCACAUCAUUGUAUCUUUCAAAUGACGCUAAUGAGAGUUAUUAUUACUUUUGUGUUGCUGCCACUUUGAUAGACGAUAAUUUAUUCAUUGCGUCAUCUUCGCCUCACGAUGGUUUUGUGUUUUGUGUAUACAACCUAUCUUUGAAAAAAUUCGUCUCUCUGAGUGGGUAUGUAGAUGUGAAAGAUGUGACUGUGAGUUGGAACACUAGGUUUUGGUUAUUGAAUUGUCGCGGCCAAGUUUACUGUUGCUUUAAACAAGGCCAUGUAUUGAAAUACUCUACGGAACUAAACCGUUGGAUAAUAUUUUCGAAGAAGCCGGUAUUCUCUGAUAAAAUCUCGAAACAUGGUGAAAAUAGUGAAAAUGGUGAAGAUAGUGAAGAUAGUGAAGAUAGUGAAGAUGGUGAAGAUGUUGUAGAUGAAGAAGUAUGGUUUACAAGUGAUGGGGAUACGUUGUACAGGUUGUAUGCUAGAGGAGUAGUUAAGGAAAAUUAUUCGUCGAAAUUGAUAUAUGCUGUGGAUGAAUUCAAUUUUCAACAAAAUAUGUGGUCGUCUUUGUCAGAUUUGUCAUUUACACGAAAAUCUGACCAGGUACAUGAUUUUACCAUCCUCAAUGAUGGUAAAUUUACUGUGCUGUUGAGAUCAAAAGGGUUCAUGUCAUUCGACCGGAGAAGGCAAAAUUCAAGAGUGUGGCGUGAGUUUUCUCUGACAGACAAUUAUCUUUAUCCGGAUUUUGAGAAAUGCUAUGUGUUGAUGCGAUGUGAAGGCAGACUUAUACAUGUAAUUGGCGACAAACUGUAUCAUUGGUCCCAAACAAAUCAAACCUGGGAGUUGAAGAAAGAACUUCCAUCAAGAUUUGUAUCUGUUCCAUCAAAAUCUGAUCGUUUUAAAAAUCCUGGCCCUUAUGCGUGCAUUAGUGCCAUUCAUAAGCACAAUGUUGGCACCGUUUGAUUAUGAUGCGCGUAACUUUGUGAAGCUCCUGUUCAAUUUUUUUUUCUUAUUAACAAUUGUGAGAAGACUGAUGUAAUACCUAAUUAUAAUUAAUCAUUUUUAUCGUUA